Molecule: messenger RNA, 2109 nt
Organism: Puccinia graminis f. sp. tritici CRL 75-36-700-3
Lineage: Eukaryota; Fungi; Basidiomycota; Pucciniomycetes; Pucciniales; Pucciniaceae
Exons: 7
Coding region: 1-2109 (702 amino acids)
Biological process (GO): ribosomal large subunit biogenesis
Cellular component (GO): nucleolus
Molecular function (GO): GTPase activity; RNA binding; GTP binding
Source: RefSeq, a predicted model, not a curated record
AUGGCCACCAAAGGCCUCAAGGCCAUCGCGCCAGUCCCUACUGCCGCUGAUUUCUUGGACAUCGUGCUCUCCAAAACACAGCGUAAGACGCCUACCGUCAUCCACAAAGGGUUCAAGAUCAGUCGAAUCAGAUCGUUUUAUAUGAGAAAAGUCAAAUUUACUCAAGACUCAUUCGAUGAAAAGUUAGAAGCUAUCUUAUCAGAAUUCCCAAUCCUUGAUAAUUUACAUCCAUUCUUAUCAUCAUUACUCAACAUCCUCUAUGAUAAAAAUCAUUACAAAUUGGCCCUCGGUCAAUUAAAUACCGCCAAACAUUUAAUCGAUCAAGUUGGAAAAGAUUAUUGUAGAUUACUGAAAUUUGGAGAUAGUUUGUAUCGAUGUAAACAAUUGAAAAAAGCCGCACUCGGAAGAAUGGCGACGAUCAUGAGACGACAGAAAGAACCUUUGGCUUAUCUAGAACAAGUCAGACAACACAUGUCUCGUUUACCGACCAUUGACCCCACCACUCGUACACUGUUGAUAUGCGGAUAUCCAAACGUUGGAAAAUCGAGUUUUAUGAAUAAGGUCACCAGAGCGGACGUUGACGUCCAACCGUAUGCAUUCACCACCAAAAGUUUAUUUGUUGGUCACAUGGAUUACAAGUAUCUAAGAUGGCAAGUCAUCGAUACUCCCGGAAUUCUAGAUCACCCGUUAGAUGAGAUGAAUACGAUCGAAAUGCAGUCAAUCACCGCCAUGGCUCAUUUAAGAUCGUGUAUUCUGUACUUUAUGGAUCUUUCGGAACAAUGUGGAUAUACCGUCGAAGCUCAGUGUCAACUAUUCCAAUCUAUUAAGCCUCUGUUCGCCAACAAGCCUAAAUUCAUAGUCGUCAACAAGAUCGACGUAUGCAAGAUCGACGAUUUAGAACCCGAGCGUCGUCAGAUGAUUGAGGAAAUCAUCUCUCAAGAGGAUAUUCAACUCUUACAAGUGUCCUGUUUCAGUGAGGAAGGUGUGAUGGAGGUUCGGAAUCAGGCAUGCGAUGCUCUCUUAGCCCAUCGAGUCGAGGCCAAGGAAGCAACCAAGAGAGUCGAGAAUGUUGCCAACCGUAUCCGGGUAGCCAUGCCCGUCAAACGAGACGACGUGGAGCGAAAGCCGUUCAUUCCAAAAGGCGCUGUUGAACGGAAGAAAUACGACGCAAAUGAUCCCGACCGUAUCAUCUUGGAGAAAGAUCUGGAGGCUCAAAGUGGUGGCCCAGGUGUAUACUCUGUUAAUCUCAAGAAAUCCUACUUACUCGAAAAUGAAGAUUGGAAACAAGACAACAUACCCGAGAUUAUCAAUGGUAAAAAUAUUGCAGACUUUGUUGAUCCGGAUAUUCUAACCAAACUCGAAGAGUUGGAGCUAGAAGAGGAAAGGCUGGAGGCUGAAGGGUUCUAUGAAUCGGACAACGAGGAGUAUGAAGAUCUCAAUUCGGAUCAAGAAGAAGCUAUUAAAGUCACUGCCACUUCUAUCCAAGCCCAAAAGAAGAUGAUCAGAUCGGAUCAUGCAAGGAGAAGUCACCAGAAUCUCAACCGAGCAGUCAUCGCUAGACCGGACCGACCAGCGAUGAAAUUGAGUGACAUGUUAGGACGAAUGAAGAAAUCUGGGAUCGAGACUGAGAAGCUAGAGAAACGAGCGGAGCUGUUAGCGAAAGCGAAACGAUUAGCCUACGAAGCCUCGACUCAAGACAAGAAGCAGAAGAAGAGGAAAGCGGGCGAGGAUGGGGAUGCGAUGAACAUCGAUGGCGACGAAGAAGCUUGGACUUCGCAAGAUGAUGGCGAUGAUGGGAACGAGGACGAUGCGAUGGAUGUGGAUGGUGAAAGUAGUGGAAAGAGGAAGAAGAUGAAAGGCGAUCAUGGUAGUUUCAAAGUCAAGUUGGGUGGCCGAAUCGAUCCUAAACGUGAGCCCGUCAAAGAUCGUCGGGUUGCUGGUAUCGGUAGACCCAGUGAAGAGGUCAAGGCUAGAAAACUCCAAUUGCUUCAAAGAAGAGGGCCUAAUCGUUUGGCUAAGGCUGGCGAAGCCGAUCGUCAUAUCCCUACUAAAAUGCCCAAACAUUUGUUUGCCGGUAAGCGGAAAUCAGGAAAGACCAAUCGCCGUUAA